AUGGCUUCGUUCGCCAACGCCACAGCAGCCUCAACAGGGCUCGCCAAGCUCAACCAAACUCCCUUCUAUUUUCAAGCACAACCCGCCGUCAUCCCCGGCCUCUCGGACAAGUACCUUUCGCUAGCACUCCCCAUUGUCAUCUACUGGGUCGUCUCACUCUUCUAUCAUGCCCUCGACACACUACAACUUCCCUUCACCGAACAAUACCGCCUGCAUGAACCCGAAGAAGUGACCAAGCGUAACCGCGUCAGCGUGUCCCGUGUCGUUGUCAUGGUCAUGGUUCAGCAGGCCAUUCAGACCAUGUUGGGGCUCUUGCUACUCGACGAUGAUGCCGUUGGGUUCCAACAGACAUUUGCAGACCACCCUGCCAGGAUCCUCAGCAUUGCCGCUUCCCUCCGUUCCAGCACCGCCAAGCUGUUCGGCCCCUCGUUGCAGCCCACGGCGACCAAGCUGCUCUUCGGUGGGCAGGAUGCGCUGUCGGCGGCUUGGUGGCUCUACUGGUGGGGCAUCCCCACCGCGCAGUUCUGGUUUGCCUUCUUUGUCAUGGACGCGUGGCAGUACACGUUGCAUCGCCUUUUCCACGAGAGCCGCUUCCUCUACCGCCAUUUUCACUCGCAUCACCACCGUCUCUAUGUGCCGUACGCCUUUGGCGCGCUCUACAACCACCCUGUCGAAGGGCUUUUGCUCGAUUCAGCCGGAGCAGCCAUCUCGCAUGCAGCUGCGCUCAUGACCGUGCGUCAGAGCAUUCUGCUUUUCACCUUUUCCACCGUCAAGACCGUCGCCGACCAUGGUGGGUAUGCCUUCCCGUGGUAUCUCGACCCUCUGCAUCUCGUGUUCCCCAACUGUGCCGAGUAUCACGACGUGCACCACCAGAUGACCGGGCUGCGGUACAACUACUCUCAGCCGUUCUUUGUGCAUUUUGAUGUGCUCUUCGGUACACGCAUCUCGACGGAAAAGUUCCAAAAGAUGAAGAAGCUCGCCGAGCAGAAGAGGGCGGCAAGCAAGCCCAGCAAAGUCAACGGCGCGUCGGCACCAGCAUCGACACCUCUCGACGGCCAGGACGCGACGCCAGCAGAGAUUGUCGGCAAGAGCAGCGAUCCGUUUGUUACGACGAGCAAGCGCUCCUAUGCUGCAAAGGCUGGCAGCUCGACUACUGAAUAG
This is a messenger RNA of Sporisorium graminicola, 1161 nucleotides long. RefSeq lists its product as uncharacterized. Gene Ontology annotation, molecular function: oxidoreductase activity; iron ion binding. The coding region runs from base 1 to 1161 and encodes 386 amino acids. The record is from RefSeq and is a predicted model, not a curated record. Lineage: Eukaryota; Fungi; Basidiomycota; Ustilaginomycetes; Ustilaginales; Ustilaginaceae. Gene Ontology annotation, biological process: lipid biosynthetic process. The transcript has a single exon.